Messenger RNA from Ascochyta rabiei, 1275 nucleotides. RefSeq lists its product as uncharacterized. Lineage: Eukaryota; Fungi; Ascomycota; Dothideomycetes; Pleosporales; Didymellaceae. The coding region runs from base 1 to 1275 and encodes 424 amino acids. The transcript has a single exon. Gene Ontology annotation, molecular function: protein binding. The record is from RefSeq and is a predicted model, not a curated record.
AUGCACGAUCUUCCCGACGAUAUCCUAAUCCUUAUCUUUUCCAGCUGCAAUAUUGAGACGCUCUUUGCCUUGCGACUGACUUGUACCUCAUUUUGCGCGGCUAUCCAAGCAUACAUCAAGACCAUCGCGCCGCUUUCUGCACACACUUCGUUUCCCGACUGCGACUUACUUCUCACGCCGCCUAAGGAUGGAUACACUUUACACUGGUUGCGCAAUCUCAUCCCAGCUCAGCUAGCCAGUAUCACGCUUGACAAAGACAAACUUCGUCGUCACCCGUAUGUCAACUCGGGCUUUCCGUACGGCAUACCCAGCGAAAGUGUCUGCACAGAAGCGGCGUAUUGGCGACAGCGGCUCACAAACGGAUGGCGCAUCCUGAGGUCCUUCCAUUUGAUCUCGACCAGGGUCUACUCUAGCAGCGAUAGCGAGCCCAUAAGACCCAGUGCGUUCAGAAAGGUCAGCGGUGGUGUACGAACCAGUCGCAUCUGGCAAGUCGUCUCGUGUCCAUACGCAAGCUGUACAGAACACGGAAUGAGACAUCUCUUUGAAUCUAGACAGCGCCGCGACUCACAUUGCAGUCCCGCUGGAGAGAAGGAAGUUUGGAAAGAUCCUAUCGCAGAAAUCCGUCGUAAAGAGUCUAUCAUUCUAAGACAAAGGCUGGCAUACCUAAAGCUCUUAUCAGAUCAAGACCUCCUCGACUAUGUCUAUCUCUGGCGGCUGCUACUGCAUGCUUUUCGACCUUACGGCAAGCCAGAGACAAUCAGAUGGGAUUCUACGGACGGCUGGUCACCCGCUUCUAUUUCCCAUCCAAACUGGCCAAGCAUGAUCGGUGAUAUAGCGCAAGGCUGCUCAUGGCUGAAUUGGUUCAUUCUGCAUAUUGGCACCGCGCCAUUCCUUAGACAAUGGUGCUUAUCCCCGUCUCAAGCAGAUGACGCCACCAACAACUCCGUUCGCGAUUCCAUCUGGGAGGCUUGGAACACCCGAAGCACACAUCAAGUCGAGAUUGAGCGCGAAUACAUUGCGAAGUUUGAGUUCUCAUUGCGCAAGCGCUGUCUCUCAUCCGAACGCCUCAAGCGUCUCGAAGCCGAGAUCUCCCGGGGAGGAGUAUCAACACAAUCAGUUUGGACUGCAUCCCUUGUCAUUACGAUCAGCACUACCGGAUCCCGCGACCCCCUACAGAUUUUCCAUGGUACACGCCAGGCCAGUACGUUUGGUUGGAUGGCGAGUGGGGAGUCCAUUGUACGCCCGGGACGAAUUGGAAUCAGCCGGGGAUGUUGA